AUGGCCCUCGAGGCUUACCCACGGGAGGGCGCUGAGGGCCGCGGUGGCCCCCGAGCACCAGCCACCAAGCCCCGCGUGCGCCCUCCUCCGCCGAGUCCCCGCCUGUGCGUCGGCCCUGAGGGCCUCAGAGCCCGGGGUGCCCCCCGCCCGAAGCAACAGAGCAGAGAGCGUCUGGCACCGCGGGCCGGGCCAGCCUGUUCUACUUUGAAACCCAGGGACUUGCGGCGACUGGGUUUCCUCCACCUCCCUCCACCCGCGGCGGCUCUGAUGGGCGGGAACGUCGGGGCGGAGAGUGACACACUACCUCCGAGGGGCAGGCGGCUGAGCGCACGUGCAGAGCGCGGCCACCCCACCCGCGGGGACAAGCUGGCCUGGGGCAGGGCCUCGGCCGAGCUCAGCGCAGGGAGGCCCGCCAGUGGGAGCCCCCGCCGGCCGCCGGAGGCAGCGGCCGACUGCGCGGCGGGCGGGGAGCCGGCAGAGCGUGUGGUGCGAAGCGAGCGGCAGGUCAGUGCUGCUCGGCCGCGCGCCCCAUGGGCCCCUCGGGACGACAGCGCCCCCGCUCCCGGGCCCCUCGGGACGGCGGCACACAGCCCCCGGGAGGCGGAAGGGGAGAAAAGGGCCAAGUCCCAGGCGGUGAGGACCGGGGUGCCGCCGGGGACGGUCCCGGCUCAGCUUCCUCCCCGCGGAGGGACGCCGACCUGGCCGCUCGAGACGAGAAGUCGCCCCGGGGUGAGAAACUCUGGGCGGCCCCUGACGCCCCGGCAGCCCGGAAAGCCUCCUCCACACAGAAAACACGGACCAGCCUCUGUCCGCGGGGAGACGACAGGCCAGGCGUCCUGGGCACAGAGGGGACCCCGCGCCCGCAGCCCAGGGACCGAGGGGCCGAGACGGACGGGGCGCGAGCUCGUCAGCCCCGGACCCUAA
Mesoplodon densirostris (Blainville's beaked whale) is the source of this 924-nucleotide messenger RNA. Its product is annotated as proline-rich protein HaeIII subfamily 1-like. The transcript has 2 exons. The coding region runs from base 1 to 924 and encodes 307 amino acids. Lineage: Eukaryota; Metazoa; Chordata; Mammalia; Artiodactyla; Ziphiidae. The record is from RefSeq and is a predicted model, not a curated record.